CCGCGCCAUGUGGCUGCUGGGGCCGCUGUGCCUGCUGCUGAGCAGCGCCGCGGCCAAGGCAAAAUCAAAAUGCGGCCCAACAUUCUUCCCCUGUGCCAGUGGCAUCCACUGCAUCAUUGGCCGUUUCCGGUGUAAUGGGUUUGAGGACUGUCCUGAUGGCAGCGAUGAAGAGAACUGCACAGCAAACCCCCUGCUUUGCUCCACCGCCCGCUUCCACUGCAAGAAUGGCCUCUGCAUUGACAAGAGCUUCAUUUGUGAUGGGCAGAACAACUGUCAAGACAACAGUGAUGAGGAAAGCUGUGAAAGUUCGCAAGAGCCCGGCAGCGGGCAGGUGUUUGUGACAUCGGAGAACCAGCUGGUAUACUACCCAAGCAUCACCUAUGCCAUCAUCGGCAGCUCUGUCAUCUUUGUGCUGGUGGUGGCCCUGCUGGCCCUAGUCUUGCACCACCAGCGGAAACGGAACAACCUCAUGACACUCCCUGUGCAUCGGCUGCAGCACCCUGUGCUGCUCUCCCGCCUGGUGGUCCUGGACCACCCCCACCACUGCAACGUCACCUACAAUGUUAACAACGGCAUCCAGUAUGUGGCUAGCCAGGCUGAGCAGAACGCAUCAGAAGUGGGCUCCCCGCCCUCUUACUCAGAAGCACUGCUGGACCAAAGGCCUGCAUGGUACGACCUUCCUCCACCGCCCUACUCUUCCGACACCGAGUCUCUGAACCAAGCCGACCUGCCCCCUUACCGCUCCCGAUCUGGGAGUGCCAGUAGCGCCAGCUCCCAGGCGGCCAGCAGCCUCCUGAGCGUGGAAGACAGUGGCUACAGCCCAGAGCAGUCUGCAUCUCCAGAGGGCACUGCUGAGCCCAGGGACUCUCUGCCCAGCCAGGGCACCGAGGAAGUAUAGAAUCCAGUUAUUCCAAAGUCCAUAUGGGUUAAUCUGCUCUGACUUGUUCCCAAGCUAACAAUGGGUGCUCAUGGGGUUCUUUAGGAUGUCUCAAGCAGUAGUUUGGGGUAUCAGCUUUCUCUGUAUUGUCCUCCUCCACCAGAAUUCAGGUAUGUUCAUUGGAGGGCCACCUGGAAUUUUUCUGGCCUCUCAGUUGACAUCUGUGCUGUACAUCUGUCCCGUGAGGCCACUCUUUCUUUGGGGGCCAGAAUCACAACCUUCUCUUCCCAUUGUUCUUCUG
This is a messenger RNA of Orycteropus afer afer, 1178 nucleotides long. NCBI's taxonomy places the organism in Eukaryota, Metazoa, Chordata, Mammalia, Tubulidentata, Orycteropodidae. The record is from RefSeq and is a predicted model, not a curated record.